CUAUCGUCUUCAAAAAAAAAAGCGCAAAAAAGUCUCCCUUCUCAUCCCCAAGCAGGUAGCUGGAUAUUUUCUCUCUCUUCCCCGCUCUCUCUCUCUCUCUCUCUCUCUCUCUCUCUCUCUCUCUCUCUCAUAGUUUGAGCAAUCCAGGAAGGUGGUGCAAGUUUAAUAGCUAGGCAUGGAAGGACCUUCUUCGAUGAUAUUGCAGAACGUCGUCGGCGACGAUCAAGAGGACUAUAACAUGGAUUUGCCGCCGGGUUUUCGAUUCCACCCCACCGACGAGGAAAUCAUUUCUCACUACCUCACGCCGAAGGUGAAGAACGGCAGCUUCAGUGCAGUAGCCGUCGGAGAAGUCGAUCUCAAUAAGUGCGAACCGUGGGAUUUACCUAAGAAAGCGAAGAUGGGGGAGAAGGAAUGGUACUUCUUUUGCCAGAGAGACCGGAAGUAUCCGACGGGGAUGAGGACGAACAGGGCGACGGAAUCCGGGUAUUGGAAGGCCACCGGAAAAGACAAGGAGAUUUACAAAAAGGGUAGAGGUGGUUCUCUGGUCGGAAUGAAGAAGACUCUUGUUUUCUACAAAGGGAGAGCUCCCAAAGGAGAGAAAACCAAUUGGGUCAUGCAUGAAUACAGGCUUGAAGGCCAAUUCUCUUACUACAACUUCCCUAAACCUGCAAAGGAUGAAUGGGUGGUGUGCAGGAUUUUCCACAAGAACUCAGGAAUCAAAAGGAGUCCACCAGGACACAGCCUGUUAACAAGAAUGAAUUCCUCAAGCUUCGUGGAUGAUCUGCUAAUGGAUUAUCCAAACAGCUCACUCCCACCUCUCAUCGACCAACAACCCGCCGGUAACAACUCGAGCUUCACCGACGGGACUACCGAAGACGAAUACACGACGAUCAAGGGAAAAGUCACUGCAUCCUCGUCGUCGCCGAGAUCCUCCGACGGAGGAGUAGACCAUGGCAAUUACGACCUCUCCUACUUCUCCGCAGACCACUUGCUCAACGACGUCAAAAAUCAUGUUAUGCCAUAUAGUAGCAACUACUACAUGAGUAGUAGCAGCAACCCAAUGUCUGACUUCCAAUUCUACCCUCAGAUCCCACACCCAAAUCCUGUCUUUCCUUUCAAGCAAGCCUCUACGAACCUAGGCUACUACGAUUCCGGCUUGAUCAAGGCGGCCGACAUUGACAACGAUCGAGCCAUGUUGUCAGGAGCUCCAGCGACGAAAAACGAAUCGAGAACGAUGAGCGUUUCCCAGGACACGGGAGUCAGCACCGACGCGACCACGACCGAGACGUCCUCGGUGAUUUCGAAGAAGGACUUGGGAAGCAACAGCAACAUGUCGAACUAUCACGACCAAGACCUCGAUCAGGAUCCUUCGGUCGGCCCGGUUUCGGACGAUCUUGAUUACCUUUGGACCUAUUGAAUUAUACAGGAAUGGACUGACAGAUUAAUUGAUCGAUGGAGCCAAUCACACAGGCGUAUUUGCUUUGCAAGACUGAUCAAAAUUAUACUGCACCCUAGAGAUUUUAGUUAGUUUGAAGUUGAAGGUUUAAUGAUCAAAAAAAAAAAAAAAAAGUUGAAGGUUCUUGAAUUUAACAAUACUGUACAGAUUCAUGAUUGUCCAGAGGCUUUUUUUUUUUUUUUUAAUUUUUUAGUGUAGGUUUAGAUUUGAUCUGUAGUGAUUUAGACAGAUUGAUCCAAUCAACAAACACUUCAUGUUAACAUUAUCCAUUAAUUCUUUCCUUCA
This is a messenger RNA of Rhododendron vialii, 1741 nucleotides long. RefSeq names its product NAC domain-containing protein 92-like. The coding region runs from base 176 to 1417 and encodes 413 amino acids. The record is from RefSeq and is a predicted model, not a curated record. Gene Ontology annotation, biological process: regulation of DNA-templated transcription. NCBI's taxonomy places the organism in Eukaryota, Viridiplantae, Streptophyta, Magnoliopsida, Ericales, Ericaceae. The transcript has 3 exons. Gene Ontology annotation, molecular function: DNA binding.